AAUUACGCAACGUCAUUAUGCUCAGUGCCACUCUACUGAAUAUCUCGACAACUUUGACGCAAGAAAUUUCUUCAAAGAAACUUAUUUUCUAUAAUACUAAUGACUUGCACAAAAGAGAACAGUUUGCUUUUGAGUUUCAAAGACAACCCAAACGUCAAGUUGUCUUUUUGUUGACUCCAACACUUUCAAGCCAAUAUGCAAGUGUUUUUUGUAGAAGCUUAAAUAUUUAUUUCUAUGAGGCUUCCUUUAUUAUUGGAACCUUUCUUUUAUGGCUUUCGUGACAAUUAUCUUGUGGACUGGAGCUGUCAUCUAGUUUAUGGUGGGAUGUUUUCGUAUUUUACUAUAUCAAAAGCUCUUGAAAUAUAAUAUCAAUAGCUGUGAAAACAAGUAAAAUUUAUGGUAAGAGCUAAUAAAGUUUUUAUGCAGCCUGCAAUACAGAUUGACACUUUUCCGGAGUUCAAUAACUAAACUGAGAAUGGCAAGCACUCUUGUGACAGUUGUGAAGAAGUAGUUGUAUAUUCCUUCGGGGAUUGACAAUUCAAGACUUGAGUUUGGUUGGAAAAGAUGGAAAUUUUUGAAUUUUCUCACUUGAAUCUAACAUCGGCAAAUAUUUGAAAAUAGCAACUUGUACAGGAAACUCUUGCAUUGUAAAAUUACGUUGGCUUGAUAGGGUGCAAUCGGUUUUAUUUUCUGGUAGCUCUUUUGUUCCAAUUGUACAAGUUCUAUCUGUUAUAUUCACAAACUAUCCAAAUCGUACACUAGAUUGGGCAAGUCUUUCCUUGUAUCAAAAUGAAUAGUUUCAAUCUCCUUAUUAUCCCAAUCUGAACAAAUGUUACUCGUGAAACAAGUAAAGAUUUAUUUUCAAAA
This is a messenger RNA of Galdieria sulphuraria, 867 nucleotides long. RefSeq lists its product as uncharacterized. The record is from RefSeq and is a predicted model, not a curated record. Lineage: Eukaryota; Rhodophyta; Bangiophyceae; Galdieriales; Galdieriaceae. Bases 18 to 281 code for a protein of 87 amino acids. The transcript has a single exon.